Alosa sapidissima (American shad) is the source of this 1649-nucleotide messenger RNA. RefSeq names its product hatching enzyme 1.2 (gene hce2l2). The record is from RefSeq and is a predicted model, not a curated record. The coding region runs from base 751 to 1515 and encodes 254 amino acids. Gene Ontology annotation, biological process: proteolysis. The transcript is spliced from 9 exons. Gene Ontology annotation, molecular function: metalloendopeptidase activity; zinc ion binding. Lineage: Eukaryota; Metazoa; Chordata; Actinopteri; Clupeiformes; Clupeidae.
UGAUGAUCAGGCAGGCCGCUUGUCUCUAACCAGCAAGACAGACAAACUGUUUCCGUUUGACAGGGAAACGAAAGCGAAAGCAUUUUAUUCAUUGGUCUGAGAAAUCAUUCAGCAUCCCCUGGGUUUUUGAAACAUUCCGGGCGACGUAGAGAUGCGUCGUGUACGUCUUUGACAAAGGAAGAUGAGAACCAUUGGGCAACACCGUGUGUGACAAGGAAAAUAAUCCUCACGUCACCAUAACAACUUAGCACAUGACGAGAUCUUCAGAAACGCCUCUUCUGCAAAACUAAGUUUAUUGAAAGUUGAGACAAAAUAACGCUGCCAGACUACGACACAUUACCAUGGUGCUGAAUACACUCAAAGUCACCUGGAGCAGACACUCAAAAUGGAAUGGAUGCUAGGUCCAGUUUUCAUUACUUACUGUAGCUUUGGAAAAGAUCAAAGAUAUAAAAAAUAAAAAAAAUGAAUCCCACGGACAAGUAAUGGGCAUGUGGUAGUGUGUUUUGUUUCCAGUGAAAAUGUCAGGCUUAUUAUGAAUAAAAACAUCAGUGAUUCACUGUGCUGAUGCUGAAGCAUAUAUCUGAAGUUAACGGUGUCACAAAAUUGCAUGGUGUGCUAAGUAUUGUUAUUGUUACACCCAGAUUGUAAUGUUGUGCCACCUUCAGUGAGUGACCAAAUGUCUGUGAUGUCUGGAUUUGUGUUAUCAGGAUACCAUCGUAAUUGGUUCUGUUUAAAUAGCGGUCUUCCAAGAUGAAGGAGAAGAGAAGAGUCCGAAGAAGAUUUUCAGAUGAUCACACCAUGUUCAAUGAGAUGACAGCCAUGGAUCAAAUCAUUGAGGCCAACGAGUAUGAAAGAGCCACCUUAGUAACCGAAGGAACAACUUUAAGAGAGGGAGACAUAGCUGUCUCCAACAUGGGUGGAAGGACAUGCUUUGCCAGAAGCUGUUUGUGGUCUAAAUCUGUGGAUGGCCAUGUGUACAUAGCUUACACUUUUUCACCAGAAUACAAUGAAUUGGAUAAAAAGACCAUCACGCAGGGCAUGGAACUCAUUGAGGAGGAUACCUGUGUUCGCUUUGUGCCAAGGACUCACCAGAGGGACUACCUGGACAUCAAGCCGAAGUCUGGGUGUUGGUCCUACCUGGGGGUACGUGGCGGAAGGCAAGCUCUGUCUAUGCAGACACCAGACUGCAUGUCAUCCGGUGUGGCUGCCCAUGAGCUCAUGCAUGCCUUGGGAUUUGUGCAUGAGCAGUCACGAGCUGAUCGUGACAACUUUGUGACCAUCAAGUGGUCGAACAUCUGGAAAGAUCGUUUGAGGAAUUUUGAGAAGUUCAAAACGAAUAACCUGGACACUCCAUAUGACUAUGGAUCUCUGAUGCAUUAUAGCAUGUAUGCCUAUUCUGAAGAUGGGGAUCCCACAAUAGUUCCAAAAAGCAGCUGGAAUGUUCAGAUGGGUCAGGGAUAUGGCCCCAGUCGUUUGGAUAAAGUCAAAAUUAACAGACUCUACAAAUGUGGUUAAUGGUUCCUUGUACACAAAAGAAAAACACUGCCUUAAUGCUUACUGACUGUGCUCUGCUGUUUGUAUUUAGUCAUGUUUAAUGUGCCUAAGACUGAUUAAAAUGCUUAUCUUGCUUAUUACUCUUUUGAACCUUU